CAAUAUACCAGACACGUGGGAAUCAGUUGCAACCUCUCAAACAUGCAGAACAGUCACAGCGGAGUGAAUCAGCUGGGUGGUGUGUUUGUGAAUGGCAGACCACUACCAGACUCAACCAGACAGAAAAUAGUGGAACUGGCUCACAGUGGAGCACGACCCUGUGAUAUUUCCCGGAUUUUACAGACCCAUGCAGAUGCAAAAGUCCAAGUGCUGGACAAUCGAAACGUAUCAAACGGAUGUGUGAGUAAGAUUUUGGGAAGGUAUUACGAGACUGGAUCCAUCAGACCUAGGGCUAUCGGGGGUAGCAAGCCAAGGGUGGCUACUCCAGAGGUCGUUAGCAAAAUUGCUCAGUAUAAAAGAGAGUGUCCGUCCAUCUUUGCCUGGGAAAUUCGAGACAGACUUCUGUCUGAGGGCGUUUGUACAAACGACAAUAUACCUAGUGUAUCAUCAAUAAACAGAGUGCUGCGCAACCUGGCGAGCGAAAAGCAACAGAUGGGUGCAGAUGGCAUGUAUGACAAGCUGAGAAUGCUGAACGGGCAGACAGGGACCUGGGGGACACGGCCUGGGUGGUACCCGGGCACAUCAGUGCCAGGACAGCCCACACAGGAUGGCUGUCCGCCACAGGAUGGAGGGGGUGAAAAUACAAAUUCUAUAAGCUCUAAUGGAGAGGACUCAGAUGAGGCUCAAAUGAGGCUUCAGCUAAAAAGAAAACUACAAAGAAAUAGGACAUCAUUUACACAGGAACAAAUAGAGGCUCUAGAGAAAGAAUUUGAACGAACCCAUUAUCCAGAUGUGUUUGCCAGAGAAAGAUUAGCUGCCAAAAUAGAUCUACCGGAAGCCAGGAUACAGGUAUGGUUCUCCAAUAGAAGGGCGAAGUGGAGACGGGAAGAAAAGCUAAGAAACCAGAGAAGACAAGCCAGUAACACACCCAGCCACAUCCCCAUCAGUAGUAGUUUCAGUACCAGUGUCUAUCAGCCAAUCCCCCAGCCCACCACACCAGUCUCCUCGUUUACAUCAGGGUCCAUGCUGGGAAGAUCAGACACAGCCCUGACCAACACAUACAGUGCUCUGCCACCAAUGCCCAGCUUCACAAUGGGCAACAACCUACCUAUGCAAGUCUCAUUUCCCCUGGAGUGUCAGUCCCAGUACAAGUACCCGGCAGUGAACCUGACAUGUCUCAAUACUGGCCAAGAUUACAGUAAAAAUCGUCAGUAUUCUAUAGAAGAGAACCUAAAUGUGGGCACAGUAAAUGUGUCUGGUUUAACGCUGACAAUAUUUCAUCUGGGACCUUUGCACAUACAAAGCGUUAUAUCAGUUGGAACAAAUCUUCACUUUGGUAUCCAAAUGUUUAUCCAUUUGAUGUACUAUUUGUAAAUGGACAUUUCUAUGUAAAGAUAAACAGAACAACAUGGACUUUAUCAGUGGUUCUUCUGCAUUGGUCAUUAUAAUUUUUUUAAAGGAAGCCAUGAUCAAGCCAGGAAAUUAAGAGUUUUAUCAAGAUAUAUCGAGUUCUUCUACCAAUUAGUUCUCCUAUGGACUUAUAUUCCUUCCUUGGCACAGACUACAAUGUGAGGCAUUUGCCAUUUUGGUACCCCUCCUAAAAGCUGGCAUUAAUUUGCCAAAUUCAAAAAAAGGUAAAAAUGGAAAAGCCAGAGGAAAUUUGGUAGAUGAAAGGUAGAUUGUGUCUUUGAUAUAAUCCAAUUUGUUUUUAUGUCCAAAUGUAAGUUUUUUUUGUCUUCCCUAGAAAUCUCCCAGAAUGAUUUCUAAAAUAAAAUUAAUUUCAUUUAUAUUUGACAAGAA
Bombina bombina (fire-bellied toad) is the source of this 1800-nucleotide messenger RNA. It is a transcript of the gene PAX6, whose product is annotated as paired box 6. The transcript is spliced from 11 exons. Bases 43 to 1374 code for a protein of 443 amino acids. Lineage: Eukaryota; Metazoa; Chordata; Amphibia; Anura; Bombinatoridae. The record is from RefSeq and is a predicted model, not a curated record. Gene Ontology annotation, biological process: anatomical structure development; regulation of transcription by RNA polymerase II. Gene Ontology annotation, molecular function: DNA-binding transcription factor activity, RNA polymerase II-specific; RNA polymerase II cis-regulatory region sequence-specific DNA binding.